This is a messenger RNA of Menidia menidia (Atlantic silverside), 3647 nucleotides long. NCBI's taxonomy places the organism in Eukaryota, Metazoa, Chordata, Actinopteri, Atheriniformes, Atherinopsidae. The record is from the annotation of a GenBank genome assembly.
UAUAAUUAUGGAAAAGGACCAAACAAACUACUCCUUGUGACAUUAUCUUUAUUGCUGGUCCUUUUAUGAGCUUGGCUUUCAUUUUAAUAGGGAGAACAAUGAUAACUUUAUGAAAACCCUAUACUUAUCACCUGUUCAUAUCCACGAGGAACAUAAAAAAAAAUUCUCUUCGAGCGGGGGAGGAGUUAAGUCUUUAUCAGCAACAGAAGUAGGAUGUGGAUACCAUUCUGCUCCUAGUUUUGGCAGCCGGCGAUCGAAAUGUUGCUCUCUUUAUCGGGGAUUUUGGCAUUUUUAUUAUGCGUUUACAGUUUGCCUGCAGCGAACUGUACGCACAAGCCGCGGAUCAUAAUCCAAGAGACUGCAGCUAAAAGGUUUCCUCAUGCGGGACCAGAUCCACCUGGGUGGAUCAUCCUCAGUAAACAGCCCGAUAAUGUCACAACUGUUGGCAAAACGGAUCUUAAUUUCUACAACUUCCGGGGGCUUCAGCAGAGCCAUGCCGCCCCAAAACUGCAGUGGGAGUUCUGCAAGGAUUGCAAACUCACCUUGGUUCACCAGAGGGAAAAAGGCAAGCCGCUGUUUGUCUGCGGAACCAGCUACCUGAAAACAUCAUGCUGUGAUCUGACUUUGUCAGAGCAGUCUCCUAAAUGCACGUUCUCCGAAAACACUGAGCGUGUGAGAGACAGCAUAAGUGUAUUUCCCCUGAGGGAAAAUGAGCAUUCUGUCCUAGCAGAAUCCGAAGACACGGCAGAGCUCUUUGUUACAAACUCUGGAGAUCUGGACAAUGCCGGCAUUCACAAGUUUGGCGGCAGAGUUAGACCAGCCAAACACGAUAAAGAGCAGCACUAUGUGGGUUUGGUGCACAGCAAAAGAGCUGAACCUCUCCAGAACAGGAUUUACGGAUUCUACAAGCAGAAAAACAAAGACCCAGAAUUAUACAGUAGCAUGUGGCUUCCCUUUGUGAGCCAGGUUUGCACGGUAGACGUCGGCGGUCCUAAGAACCACCUGCAGGGCACCUGGACAUCCCUGAUGUUUGCCAGGCUCUUCUGUGGAGACCGUGAGACCAAACAGCAUUUCUCUGAGCUGGUGGAUGUGGCAGCUGUGCAUGCGGACCAAUGGCACGACACCAGGGUGUAUGCACUCUUCAAAAACGAAUGGGGCAUGAGCGCUGUGUGCGUCUACACGAUAGGAGACAUUGACCAGGUCUUCCAACAGUCCGCUUUUAAAGGGGAUAAGGAUAAUGACAGACCCAGGGCGUGUGUGCCCGACAGCACCAAGAUUUCGAAAAACAUCCUGACGAAGAUCGAGCAGUCUUCGGAGAUGAAGAAGUGGGUGCAGCCGGUGAACAGCUCCGGCCCACUUCUCUUCAACCUCCACAACUACACCCACAUCUCCGCCCACGCGUCCCUGAGCAGUGGGGGCAGUGGCCCCGCGAUGGUCUUCCUGUCACUAAAUAAUGGAGGCGUUCACAAGGUCAUGCAGAGUGAGAGUCAUUCGUUCAUCAUCGCUGAAUACAGACCAUUUCACAGCAGAACCCACAUCCUCGGGCUUGUCUUUGACCGCUCCUCUGGAAAGCUCUACGUGAACUCAGAACAUGAGCUGGUCCAGCUGGACGUAUCAAACUGUUCCCGCUAUGGACACACUUGCCAGGACUGCGUUCUGUCCAGAGAUCCACACUGUGGCUGGGAUGGCAAAAGCUGCACGCCAGUGAUAGGUGGUGCCCUUCAGGACCCGAUGUGGGGAAACCAUACCAUCUGCCCACAGACAUCGCUGGCCGUAAAAAGAGUACACAGGAACUCCAUUGAGGAUGUGGUCCAGGUUCAGCUGCCCCGCCGGUCCCGGUAUUUCCUGCGGUGCCCGGUCUCGUCCCACCACGCCCACUACACAUGGCACGGGCCUGGAAACGCCACGUCCUGCAGCUCCAGGGGCGAGCAGUGCCUUCUCCUGAUUGACGGCAUGGAUUGGGCUCAGGAGGGGGAUUACAAAUGCGUGUCGGAGGAGUCGGGCUACAGCAAAGUCCUGACGCACUACCGGCUGCUCCUGGGGGACGCCGCGGCGGUCCGGACAUCAAGCCCCCUGCUCUGGGUCUGCGUAGUGAUCUCUGUCCUGACGAAGAGCUCCGUUUGUUAGUUUUCCUAAUUUGGUAAUACAGAGAGAGCCUCGCAAAUGUAGUGUCAUAUGAAACCACCACGUGGCCUCAUCUGUACCGGAGGCUUCGACUCCAUCCCAGCCCAGGCCACCGCCAUCUCUCAGAGAUACUUAAACCAUCCUCACUGCCAAAACAACAAACCAACCUGAGCUGCAGUCCUCUGCCAAAGGGUUUGCACUAGCAAAUAUCUGCUUUAAGGAGAAGUGAGGAAAGGAAUACCUAAAACAGAGAAAGCUGUGUUGACUAAAUGAAAUGUUCUCUUGGAAGUGUGGUCUCACUGAGCUCGGUGUCUAAGCACCUGUAAUGUGGACAUCUGUCAUAAUGUCAGUCUCAAUGCCACAGCGUGAACAAAGGCUGUCUGCCAUGUACCUUUGCAAAGAACAUGGAGGCGGUCAGCGACGCCACACCCGGUCCACUACAGCCGGAAACAGCGCAGCUAUUUUAGCACUUCACUUUUGUCCCGGAACUCCUGUGAAAGACUGAGGGGAGGUGAUGCAAUACGUAACUUCUGCUUCCUUAAAUGAACAAAAUUUGUUCCUAAUGCACUUUUUGUGCCUUUGGGUUGGCUGUUUUUUGUAUUUUUUGUAUUUUUACUGUGGUUUAUUUGAACAUAUUCAAUGAGAAUUUUAGAUAUUUUUAGAAAAAUAACUUGCCUGAAGGCACUCUUUCAGGUAUAGUUCUACAGGCAUAAGAAGGGCAUACAGAAGGUAUUCUUUGGAUGUUGGCUGUCUUUUACCCAGAUAUACGUUUUUCUCCGAUUUUCCUAUGUCGUUUGACAAACCUCAGCUUUUUAUUAAGUUUUUCUUCUAGAAAGGCAUAAAAAAAGAAGCCUUUAAUAGAGAGCAUUUCUUAUGAGCCUUCAUUGAGCAAUUAAAAAGCUCCUGUUGAAAACAUUUCCCCCUCCCCUCCACACACACACGCACACACACCUCAGCCAUCAUUCCCCUAUGUCACACAACACCUAACCCACUUUACCCCAAGAGUUCUUGCAAGCUGCUCGUGUCUCCGCCCUACUUUUAAAACAAUUAUUUUCGCUUGUUUGCAGCGGAUGAAGAUUGUAGCAACAAGAUUGGAAGGACUUAAAACUUCUGCUUGCCCCUCUGUCAGCUUCUGUUUGUUACAAGGCUGAUAAUUAGUAGAAAAAAAAGUCUGUUGAUGCAAGAAUGGAUGUGAAGGUGUCUUCUGUUCAUGGAAGAACUGCUGAGACCUUGAAACUUUCCAAGGAAAAAUGUCUUAAUUGAUACUUGAUUUUUUCAAAUCCGUUUAGUUUGUUGGCAUUUCUUUUUAUAGCACAGCACUUUUUUUUUUAGAUGUUUGAGUAACUAUAACUAAUAUGAAUAUUGACUGGCUACAUUGACUGUUUUUUAAAAUAAGUAAUGUUGAUUCAAUUUGCAUUAUCAAUGCUUUGCAAUUAGUGAGGGUGAUGAUGCCUUUAGUAUAAUAAUACUGAGACCUACCCUUUUAUUUUUCUAUAUUAAAAGAGGAAGUCAGCCCUUUCACA